CCGCCGCGCAGCGACGCGACCAGUCUUAUAUCUGACACGUCUCUCUCAGCCCGUGUGAUUGUGCUCCCUGGGCCUCUCUCUCUUUUGCAUUCUCUACACAGUGAUUUCAUGGUGCUAACUGGUGUUCACCAUUCGUACGGUUUCAACAACUCUCGCUUUGUCCCCAAAGGCGAUAGUGAAGCGUUCAUUUUGACGCCAGAAAAUAUUGUUCUCAAACUGUGUGAAGCGUGCCAAAGCAACAUGGCGUCAAUUCCUCCAUCAGCAUUCUCAGCCAAGCGCAUUCGCGAGACCGAACGCAACAUGAAGAUCUCAAACAUCGACAAGCGAGGCCCAUCUUCUAAAGUCUUCAACACCAAUAUGAUAGAACUUACUCCGUUGAAAUAUAACAGCAAGCUAAUGAACAGCAUUUGGGGCUCCUACAACCGCUACUCGCCGCACAAUGUUAAGAAGGUUAACGAUGCUCUUACCUUUAAUGUGGAAUUGCAGCAAUCCGCUGCCAAUUCCUCAAACAAGAAUGAACCUAUGAUAAUUUUACCAGCUCCCAAACUCGACAAUUUUUGGGCUUUAAUUAACAUCUCGCAAUCACAAAUAUAAUCAAAUCUUAAAAUCUCAUUAGCAUAAGUGAACUAAUUACUGGAUCAUUAUACUUUAUAAUAU
Molecule: messenger RNA, 657 nt
Organism: Papilio machaon (common yellow swallowtail)
Lineage: Eukaryota; Metazoa; Arthropoda; Insecta; Lepidoptera; Papilionidae
Exons: 4
Coding region: 109-594 (161 amino acids)
Source: RefSeq, a predicted model, not a curated record